AGAUACACACUUAAAUAUUUAUCUAUUCCGCCUUUAGUCGAGACUUCGUCUAUACCAUGGGAGAAUCACGAUAAUGCUGUAUCGUCUGUUACUGCCGCGCAUAAAAUAGUUUUUUUAGAGUCGAUCCCGAUACUUGACCACAUGUUCGUUGCGCUCUUGGCCACGCGCACGCUUUCGAAAGAAGUACAAGAAGUCGCGCUGAUAGAAAUCGUGCUGCUUGCUCAAGAUCAGCACACAACUGUGAGCGAUAAGUGACGGACCGAGAAGCCGAGAACAGUGAAACGAAUAAGCUACGAUAUAUAAAUACUAGAAUUGGGUACACAGACCAAGCAUCCAGUAUCAUUACCUCAGAAAAAGGACACUUAUUUCAAGGAACAUAAUGAAAAAAGCAUCGAUUUUUUUCGUUCUGAUUGCCAUCAUCAUCGGCCUAUUACAACUAUAUCUACCAAACAAGUACAACAACCUUUACGGCAAUGAUACAGAUGGAUCAAGGUUAAUGAAUGUAUUAAGACUGGGCACGGGAAUCUGGAAUUUUUGGAAACAGAGUCAACGUUAUUCAGCCGAACAAGUACCGGACAUGACACCGCAAUCCGGAGACACGUACGAUUUCAUAGUGAUUGGCGCUGGAACUGCUGGUGCGGCUAUAGCCUCGAGAUUGAGCGAGAUUUCUUCGAUCAAAGUGUUACUGAUCGAAGAUGGACCUCAUGAAAGCUUAUACAUGGAUAUCCCGCUAUUAGCUGGUGUUUUACAAAAAACCAACAUCAAUCGAGAUCAUCGAAGCAAGCCAUCCGAUAAGUACUGUCAAGGUAUGAAUGGCAAAAAAUGCGCUUUAUCAACAGGAAAAGUAGUUGGUGGUAGCAGUGUAUUGAACUAUAUGGUCGCCAACAGAGGAAGCAGCGAUGAUUAUGAUCGUUGGGCCGAGAUGGGAAACGAUGGCUGGGCAUACAAGAAUAUUCUGAAGUAUUUUAAAAAAUUAGAAACAAUACACGUACCAGAGCUAGAAUCGGAUACUGUUUAUCAUGGUACCGAUGGACCAGUGCACAUCAGCUACCCAGAAUUUCGCACGCCGUUGGCAAAAACAUUUCUCGAAGCAGGCAAAGAACUGGGAUAUCCAAUAGUAGAUUACAACGGGAAAAACGAAAUAGGUUUCUCAUAUUUACAGACCACGACUUUUAAAGGUACUCGCAUGAGCAGCAAUAGAGCAUACUUGCAACCCAUACGCGAUCGCAGCAAUCUUCAUUUGACUGUUGAGAGUACGGUGACAAAAGUGCUGAUCGAUCGUGCUACAAAUCGAGCAAUCGGUGUAAAGUUCGUAAAAAAUGAUAAAAUUAUACGUGUGUUUGCGAGUAAAGAAGUGAUUCUAUGCGCAGGCGCUAUCGGAUCAUCACAAUUGUUAAUGCUGUCGGGUAUUGGACCAGCGAAACAUCUUACCAAAUUAGGUAUUGAUGUCGUGCAAGACGCGCCAGUCGGCGAGAAUCUUAUGGAUCACGUAGUCUUUUUUGGAUUAACGUGGACAAUAAAUGCAUCAAUAAGUAUACUAAUGUCUGAACAAUUAAAUCCUAUUAAUCCAUAUUUAACGGAUUUUUUAUUAAAGCAAAAGGGACCAUUCACGUCUAUUGGUGGAUGCGAAGCCGUCGGAUUCGUCAAUACAAAACAACCAGAAAAACAUAAUGGUCUGCCGGAUAUCGAAAUGUUGUUUCUCAGUGGUUCAUUUAAAGAAAACUACGUUUUUCCAGAAAUGUUAGAUCUGAAAAAAUCUGUACGUCAGGAAUGGAGCAAAUACGUUGGCACGUAUGGUUGGAGCAAUGGGGUAGUAUUGUUGAAACCAAAAAGUCGUGGUCGGAUAACGCUAUUGGCUAACGACAUUAAUGUUAAACCAGAGAUUGUGUUAAAUUAUUUUGACGAUCCAGACGAUAUGAGGACAAUGAUCGCUGGUGUUAGAACUGCAAUACGUUUCAGUCAAACGAAGACAAUGCAGGCAUUAGAUUCUCAGUUGCUAAAAAUUAAUUAUACUGAAUGCGACAAUUAUGAAUAUGAUUCUGAUGCUUAUUGGGAAUGCCAAUUAAGGUUAUUAAGCUCCACGAUUUAUCAUUAUUCUGGAACUUGUAAAAUGGGAGCAAGGGGAGAUCCAACUGCUGUCGUCGAUCCUAAAUUAAAGGUAAUUGGUGUUCAAGGAUUACGAGUAGCAGAUGCAUCGAUCAUGCCAGAAAUUGUAGCGGCACAUACAAAUAUACCUGUUUUUAUGAUCGCGGAGAAGGCGGCAGAUCUGAUCAAAGAAGAAUGGAAUUACUUGAAGAAAUUGUGACAAAGAUAAACUUUUAUAAACGUAAUGUGAAUAAUGACUUUAUAGGACGCCGUGUAUAUGUAUAUCUUAGACUAUUCUAUAUGUAACACCAAUUGUUGCGGAAAGUUUUCAGAAAGAUCUCAACCAUUGUUGGCCAUUUUUUUAUUUAAAUUAAUAUGACAAGUAAGUCACAGACUAACAGAGACGACCUGUAAGUAACAAAUAAAAACCGAUCUAAGUUGAACA
This is a messenger RNA of Solenopsis invicta (red fire ant), 2530 nucleotides long. Its product is annotated as glucose dehydrogenase [FAD, quinone]. The transcript has 4 exons. The record is from RefSeq and is a predicted model, not a curated record. Bases 380 to 2305 code for a protein of 641 amino acids. Gene Ontology annotation, molecular function: oxidoreductase activity, acting on CH-OH group of donors; flavin adenine dinucleotide binding. NCBI's taxonomy places the organism in Eukaryota, Metazoa, Arthropoda, Insecta, Hymenoptera, Formicidae.